GCCAUCGGCUCGGUGGAUCUGGAGCGCGCGGGCGACGGCCAGUGCCAGCCCAUCGAGAUCCCCAUGUGCAAGGACAUCGGCUACAACCGCACGCGCAUGCCGAACCUGAUGGGCCACGAGAACCAGCGCGAGGCGGCCAUCCGGCUGCACGAGUUCGCGCCGCUGGUGGAGUACGGCUGCCACGGACACCUGCGCUUUUUCCUGUGCUCGCUGUACGCACCCAUGUGCACCGAGCAGGUCUCCGCGCCCAUCCCCGCUUGUCGCAUCAUGUGCGAGCAAGCCCGGCUCAAGUGUUCGCCCAUCAUGGAGCAGUUCCACUUCAGGUGGCCCGACUCGCUGGACUGCGGCCGGCUGCCCAGCCAGAACGACCCCAACUACCUGUGCAUGGAGGCGCCCAGCAACGGCUCCGACGAGCCCAGCCGCGGCGCCGGCCUCUUCCCGCCUCUCUUCCGGCCGCAGCGGCCCCCUGGCAGCAGCGCGCAGGAGCACCCCGCCCAGGACGGGGCCGCGGGGCGCGCGGGCUGCGACAACCCGGGCAAGUUCCACCACGUGGAGAAGAGCGCGUCCUGCGCACCGCUGUGCACGCCCAGCGUGGACGUGUACUGGAGCCGUGCUGACAAGCGCUUCGCCGUGGUCUGGCUGGCCGUGUGGUCAGUGCUCUGCUUCUUCUCCAGCGCCUUCACCGUUCUCACCUUCCUUAUCGACCCCGCGCGCUUCAGGUACCCAGAGCGCCCCAUCAUCUUCCUGUCCAUGUGCUACUGCGUGUACUCUGUGGGCUACAUCAUCCGCCUCUUUGCGGGGGCAGAGAGCAUCGCCUGCGACAGGGACAGCGGCCAGCUGUAUGUCAUCCAGGAGGGGCUGGAGAGCACAGGCUGCACCCUGGUCUUCCUGGUGCUCUACUACUUCGGCAUGGCCAGCUCGCUCUGGUGGGUGGUCCUCACGCUCACCUGGUUCCUGGCCGCGGGCAAGAAGUGGGGCCAUGAGGCCAUCGAGGCCAACAGCAGCUACUUCCACCUGGCGGCCUGGGCCAUCCCGGCGGUGAAGACCAUCCUCAUCCUGGUCAUGCGCAGGGUGGCGGGCGACGAGCUCACGGGUGUGUGCUACGUGGGCAGCAUGGAUGUGAACGCCCUGACGGGCUUCGUGCUCGUGCCGCUGGUCUGCUACCUGGUCAUCGGCACGUCCUUCAUCCUGUCGGGCUUCGUGGCCCUGUUCCACAUCCGCAGGGUGAUGAAGACGGGCGGGGAGAGCACGGACAAGCUGGAGAAGCUCAUGGUGCGCAUCGGGGUGUUCUCCGUGCUGUACACUGUGCCGGCCACCUGUGUGAUCGCCUGCUAUUUCUACGAGCGCCUCAACAUGGAGCACUGGAAGGUGCUGGCCGCACAGCACAGGUGCCGCGUGGACAACCAGUCCAAGACGCUGGACUGCCUGAUGGCCGCCUCCAUCCCCGCCGUGGAGGUCUUCAUGGUCAAGGUCUCCAUGCUGCUGGUGGUGGGCAUCACCAGUGGGGUGUGGAUCUGGACAUCCAAGACCCUGCAGUCCUGGCGGCAGGUCUGCAGCCGCCGAUUGAAGAGGAAGAGCCGCAGGAAGCCAGCCAGCGUCAUCACCAGCGGGGGGAUUUACAAAAAAGCCCAGCACCCCCAAAAACCUCACCUGGGCAAGUUUGAGCUCCCCGUGCAGCCGCCUGCCUGUGUGUGAGGGGAGAGGACAGGCACGGGGCAGGCGGGAGCCCACGCUGGGGGCUUUGCUUGUUGUUGUUGUUGUUUUUUAAAUAAAAGUUUAAAAAAUAUAUAAAGAAAUAAUAAGUGUUCACCCUGACAUUCAGGAUGCCGCCGCAGUACUCGGAGAGCAGGAAGCGUCCUGGGAAGGUUUUGUUCUGCUUGGUUCUCAUGGCCGGGGUGCCUGGUCCACGGCCUCUUGCAUAGCUCGUCUGGAGUUGGUUCGGAGUUGAGAAGAGCACUUUCCAGCCUCAUCCCCAGUGUGCAUCUGUGUGUGGGGGUGGCCUGGCAAACGAGCACCCAGAGAAGCUCUCCCCUCGGGUAAGCCAGGAGCCUCCCCAGCCCCACCCCCAGGGAGGCUGCUCCAUGUCACAGUGUGUGCAAGGACAAAAGAAGGGUCCCUGGCGAGUCUUCACACUCCAGUGGCGCUGGUCCUGUGAAAUAGACUCCGGCCUUCCCACAAGGCCUCCUCCAAGCCAGGAGGCUCCCCUAAACUGAGCACUCAUGGGUCCGAAAGAAGUGCAAUACAUUUUUUUUGUCUUUCCAUGAAAAUAAAGACAGAAACAAGUAUUUUGCUGUACAUAAAGACAACAAAAGAACUCUGCUAACAAAAGAACUAAGAGGCCCAGCCUCAGAAACCCUUAGCGUUACAUUUUGUGGCUUUUAAUGGAAACCACGCCAGUGUUCUACACAUUUGGACUCAUGUGGAAAGGAGGGGCAGAGGGGAGAAGGCUCAUUCAGACGUACCCACAGGGCUUGUUGACUCUUACUGCUGUUAAACAAAUGAUUUCCACGACUAGAUUAAGAAGCGCUGGGCCAAAAAGACAAACUUGUCCAGCACAGUCUCCUCCCCGGGCCAGGAAGGUGGCUCCUGGCUGUGUGUAUUUGUAAUAUAUGAUAUUUUUCAUGCGCCACUAUUUUAUUAAAAAUAAAAGGUGCCCUUUA
Chinchilla lanigera (long-tailed chinchilla) is the source of this 2660-nucleotide messenger RNA. It is a transcript of the gene Fzd10, whose product is annotated as frizzled class receptor 10. The record is from RefSeq and is a predicted model, not a curated record. Lineage: Eukaryota; Metazoa; Chordata; Mammalia; Rodentia; Chinchillidae. The transcript has a single exon. Gene Ontology annotation, biological process: canonical Wnt signaling pathway; non-canonical Wnt signaling pathway. Gene Ontology annotation, cellular component: plasma membrane. The annotation marks the transcript as partial. Gene Ontology annotation, molecular function: Wnt receptor activity; Wnt-protein binding.